This is a messenger RNA of Gryllus bimaculatus (two-spotted cricket), 4316 nucleotides long. NCBI's taxonomy places the organism in Eukaryota, Metazoa, Arthropoda, Insecta, Orthoptera, Gryllidae. The record is from the annotation of a GenBank genome assembly.
CUUUAUGUUGUUAGCGAAUCUUCUAAGAGUAAAGCGUUUAGUUUAACAUACUUACUCUUUGACUGCCGUGCACCAUUGACAAGUCAAACAUCAAAAUGAAAUUGUCAAAGUCAGGUGGUCCACAGUGUCUUUCCAUAUGUUUUUCACGACUGCCUUUAUUUUCUUGAACUAGGAUCAUGUGCGUGCGUUCAACUUCUUCAGGAUCAUUUACUAACCUUUACCAAAGAAAUAACGCAUGUUUACCUCCUUACACUAACAUAUUUGGUUAGGUUGCAGUUAUAGAUGCCAGUGAAUGAAGACUGUGCCAAGAGAUGAAGCCUAAUCCAGUGAUAUUGUUUGCAAUACUAUUGACAGUUAUUCAUAUUGCAAAUACUUCAAAUAAUAAAAGGCAUUCUGAAGGAACAUACCCCUCACAAGGAAGAAAUGGAAACACAGGAACGGAAUAUUCAGAAUAUGCUGACUACGCUAAGCUACACCAUCACACUAGAACAUUGGAUAGGAACAAUUUACCAGUUGAGAGUAGGGAAGCCAUGAAUCCAGGGUUUAUGGGAACUAGAAGUAAUCAGCAUAAAAAAUACCAAACAAAAUCAACAAGUGCCAAUUUAAAGCUUGUGCCAAACUGGCCUGACCCUAGUAAACAAUUGGGGCAAGUUGCAGCAGUAGACAUUGAUAUGAACCGUAAUGUAGUUGUCUUUCACCGUGGUGAUCGAGUUUGGUCAGCACAAACUUUCACCUAUGGCAACGUAUACAAUGAGAAGGAAUUAGGACCAAUUCAACAAAAUCCUGUUGUUGUUUUCCAUGCAACAACAGGAGCUGUAAUAGAAGAGUGGGGCAGUAACUUAUUCUACUUGCCUCAUGGGCUGACUAUUGAUUUUGAAAACAAUAUUUGGGUUACUGAUGUAGCUCUUCACCAAGUUUUCAAAUUUUCUGCAAAUAGAACAAGUGCAAAACCAUCUCUGAUUUUGGGACAACAAUUUGUACCCGGAAGUGAUAAUAAUCAUUUUUGUAAACCUACAGAUGUGGCAGUUUUGUCAAAUGGUGAUUUCUUUGUAUCAGAUGGCUACUGUAACAGUAGAAUUGUCAAAUUUGACAGAACUGGAAAAAAAUUGAUGGAAUGGGGCAGAAGUACUUUGAAUUUUGCAGUAACCAGGUUUCAAGAGAAACCACCACCUAACAACUUUCUCGUGCCACAUGCUUUGGCUGUUGAUGAAGAUAACAGCACUCUCUUUGUAGCCGACAGAGAAAACGGGCGUGUGCAAUGUUUCAACACAAGUACAGGUGUUUUUAUAAGACAACUACAUUCGUACUUAAUGGGACCACGGAUUUUCAGUGUUGCAUAUGCACCAGUGCAAGGUGGUCUCCUUUACAUUGUAAACGGUCCUAGUUUAGGAAAUGUAUCAAUAAAAGUUGAUGGAUUUGUUGUAAGUUUGGCCUCAGAGGAAUUAGUUGCUUACUUUAAUAGUGAUGGAGCAGGUUUUCAGAACCCACAUGAUGUUGCUGUUACAAAAGAUGGAAGUGAAGUGUACGUUGUGGAACUUCAACCAUUCAAAGUAUGGAAAUUUGUGCAAGGCAAUCUUAACAUUUCAGUACCAGUUCGACCAUCUAAAACUGAAAAUCUUACAAGCGCUGGGAAUAUUACAAGUAUAUCACAAUAUACAAAAAAUCCAAAGGUCAGUCCCAUGGCUACAGCUGCUGCAGUCCCUUCUGUAAAAGUUCAAAAUGGACCAAGCAGAGGUUCUAUUAUUGCAACUAUAGCAGCUAUUGCAAGUGUAAUUACAGUCAUAAUAAUAGCUGCAACUGUUAUCAUACUUCGCAUUCGCAGAGGUUGUUUCUCAAGAUACCAUUCACGACAUCCUUCACGGUGGGAUUUCCAUAUUCCUUCCGCAGAAGGGUUCAAGUUGGGACAGUUUUUGGAUCGGCACCAGGGUUUUGAAAAGGUCAGCACAGAAGAGAGUGAUGAUGAAGGCAGUGCAGGAAGUGCCAAUGAAUCACAACAAAGUGCACAAUUUGCAUAAUUACAUUUCUAGGGUAUUCAAGAAAAUGCUGUAUUUUCUUACGUGAAGCAUUUCAUUUUCCUUGUGUCACAAAUUGUCUCCAAACCUAUGUGAUCAGUAUUUAAAGCAAAAAUUAGAGCAAUUCAUAUUUUUAUAUCUGCUUUUUCAGCAGAAAAUAGAACAGAUUAAUAUAUUCAGUAAUGACAUUCAAAGUGUUGCAUAUGGCAGUUCUGGAAACUAUCUAAUAUUUGUAAUGUUCUCUGAUUUAUAUAUUUAGUUUACUCUAAUAAAAACAAAGUUGUUUUGGUUUCGUUAACUGCCAUGUGCAUCUCUUUAAUAAAGACUUACUAGAUACACAUAUCAUAAGUUUGUGUCUAAAACAGCAAAAUGGAUGUACUCAUCCGUUUACUGGAUGCAAAUAAAAGUUUCAAAUCAGAAAAUUCAUUGUAAAUUUUGACAAUGAAAACUUAAUCAACCUAGUUCAGGAACAUGGCUCAAUGGUAGCUUCUUCGAAACAAAGAAAAUUCUAUCUUUUGAAAUUAAACCUUACGCUCAUCAAUGCCCCUUAAAUUAUCUAUAAGGAAAUGUGGCAAAAAACAUUAAUUCUUAGAAAGAAUUUUCACAUCUUAACACUAUUCGCUAAUAAAUUAUAUAUAAUUCAUGAUCCUUCAAACAUUCUAUGUACUUGAAGUCUUCCCUACAUCUUCAAAACAACACUGAAAUACAGCUUUGAACCACUUCUCAAACCCGUUAGAAGAAAUAAAAUUUAAAAAAUGAGGGUUUACUAUAACAGGACAAAAAUACCUCCAAAACAAAUAUCAAAAAGAUAACUGUACAAAACUAACAUUUUUUUAUUCCUGGUAAAUUUGAAAAAUACAUUUUAUACAAUUCCAUAGUAGCAAUACUUACAAUGUACAUAUGUCAUUUGUUAAUUUGUUUUGUUGCGAUAAGAAUGUGAUUACGAGGAGAUAAACAAGGAUCAAACACUGGAAUCAGCGUACCAUUGAGACCUGUAAAUUGAUAAAUGGGAAAUUACCUUGCUAUUGCAAUCAUGUUCUUUGUGGAUUUCAGUAUAUGUAUUAUAACUUAAAGGGUUAAAUAUGUGACUUGCUACAUGCAUUUCCAAGAAAAUCUACUAAUCCAACUCAGGCAAACAUUAGGGUAUUUCAACUAUGUGUGCAGUUGUAAAGCUAAAUACUAUUCAGCAAUUUGAUAAAUGACUUAUCUCCUACCAUUUCUUAUUAGCCACCUGCAGAAAUAGCUUGUUAUUGUGGUAGAAAUCAAUGGCAAAAAAACUAAAAAGCAAAUCAAUAUGUAGAGAAAUUUGCUGGGGUAUUUUCAUGAUAAAAUCAUGGAAAUUACAUUAAGUUGCAUAUGAUGCUGUUAUAAAACUAAACAUAAGGCAUUAAUCACAGAGAGAAUAAUCUGUUCUGACUUGCUCCAGGCAAAAAUAAAGGUGUACAUUAUAGCCAUCAUUUUACCAAAGAACAAAUGUGUGCUUAAAAACAUAUGCAAAUGAAAUACCUAUAAUUUUGUAACUCCAAAACAUAGAAUAAAAUAAUACAAAAUACAAACAUUGCUGCUAAUUCAUUGUCUUUUAGUUUAUGUACUUGUACAAUAUAUGGUAUAGUUUAAAAAAAAUAAAAUAACUUCAUUUAAAAACUAAACAAUCAUUUUCAUUGAAUAUUUUUCUUUAAUUAAAAUUAGAAAAAACAUAUUCAAAACAGAACAUAAAUUGCUAAUAGGUUUUUAUAAUCUGGAUUGAAAAUGAUCUCUAGAAACUGAAUAAUUAAUGUUAAUUCAGAAUGACACACUAAUAAGCAUUUUCUGAGAACAGGUUUUUGCGUUUCAGAAAUAGUGAAACUUUUAUCACAGUGUAGUACUUGAAAAUUACUGAAGGUGGAUUUAGAAUUAAUAAUUUAAACAAUUUUGAUGUUAUAUUUGGGAAAGCUUUGUAUACAAUGAUUAUUGUACAAGAGAACAUUGAAAGCCUGAAAUUAUAUUUCUAACAAGUAUGAAUAAGAUAUAUUCAACUUUGAUGCAAAACAAAAUCAGACAGGAACAGUGUAGUUUCGAUAAUGCUCUUUCGAGUUGAAAAAGCAGGUUUUGAAAUUCAAAUAUUAUUUACUCAUUUAUCUAAAUUUUUAUUGUAAUGAAAUGUACUUUUUUUUAAAAAACAUAAAGUACUAGCAAACAGAGUAAUACAACAAACAGAAACAAAUUUUAUGAAAGUUGUUCAAUUAUUAACUUACCCAACUCCAGUAAAUAAAAAAGUCUAUCGAACAAUAAAACUGUUUCCACAAGAGGUGCCAGCAGAAGUCG